This is a messenger RNA of Bubalus bubalis (water buffalo), 2912 nucleotides long. It is a transcript of the gene CUEDC1, whose product is annotated as CUE domain containing 1. Bases 316 to 1461 code for a protein of 381 amino acids. Lineage: Eukaryota; Metazoa; Chordata; Mammalia; Artiodactyla; Bovidae. The transcript is spliced from 11 exons. Gene Ontology annotation, molecular function: ubiquitin binding. The record is from RefSeq and is a predicted model, not a curated record.
CGCCGCCGCGCCGGGCCCGCCGCCGCCGCCGCGGGGCCGCGCCCCGCCCCCAGCCCCCGGCCCCUCCGGCCCCUCCGGCCCGCGGGGAGCGGACGCGCGCGGCUGCUCGGUGGGAUGGUCCGUGGAGCCGGUCCCAGGAUGCUCCCCGGCUGUGGAUGACCGAGCCGCCAGCCCCCUACGGAUGCCGCGCCCCAGUCUUCUGACCCGGGGACCCCGCCCGGCGCGGGUCUGAGCUUACGAGCAGCCACGGCGCAGGGACCUGGGGGAAGGGGCUCGGCACCGGCGGGAAACAUUCUCCCCCAGCGACUCGGCAAGAUGACCAGCCUGUUCCGCCGGAGCAGUGGCGGCGGGGGCGCUGCCGGCGCUCGCGGGGCCGGGGCUGGCGCGGCCGCCUCGCAGGAGCUCAACAACAGCCGGCCGGCCCGCCAGGUGCGCCGCCUCGAGUUCAACCAGGCCAUGGACGACUUCACGACCAUGUUCCCCAACAUGGACUACGACAUCAUCGAGUGCGUGCUGCGCGCCAACAGCGGCGCCGUGGACGCCACCAUCGACCAGCUGCUGCAGAUGAACCUGGAGGCGGGCGGGGGCGGCGUCUACGAGGACAGCUCCGACUCGGAGGACAGCAUACCCCCAGAGAUUUUGGAAAGGACCUUGGAACCCGAUAGCUCUGACGAGGAGCCCCCGCCUGUGUACUCCCCACCUGCCUACCACAUGCAUGUGUUGGACAGGCCUUACCCCCUGGCUCCCCCCACUCCACCUCCCCGCAUCGACGUGCUGGGCUCCGUGCCCCCUUCCAGCCAGAGGCGUUACCGGAACUGGAACCCCCCACUGUUGGGAAACCUCCCCGAAGACUUUCUCCGCAUCCUGCCCCAGCAGCUGGACAGCAUACAGGCCACCUCCAGGGGCUCCAAGCUCGCGAGCACGGAGGGAAGCCUGCCCCCCGCAGCAGGGCCUGAGCCCCGGGACCAGGAGAGCCUCUGGAAGCAGUACCUGGAGGACGAGAGGAUUGCGCUCUUCUUGCAGAACGAGGAGUUCAUGAAGGAGCUGCAGCGCAACCGCGACUUCCUGCUCGCCCUGGAGAGAGAUCGACUGAAAUACGAGUCCCAGAAAUCUACAUCCAGCAGCGUGGCCGUAGGAAAUGACUUUGACUUUCCCUCUCCCGUCCCAGGAAACAGCGAUGCCAACCCCGCUGUGUCUGAAGAUGCCUUAUUCAGGGACAAGUUGAAACACAUGGGAAAGUCCACCCGGAGGAAGCUGUUUGAGCUGGCCAGGGCCUUCUCAGAGAAGACCAAGAUGAGGAAGUCAAAGAGGAAACACUUGCUGAAGCAUCAGUCGCUGGGGGCUGCGGCGUCAACAGCCAACCUCCUGGAUGACGUGGAGGGCCAUGCUUGCGAUGAAGACUUCCGGGGGAGGCGACAGGAGGUGCCCAAGGUGGAGGAGGCGCUCAAGGAAGGGCAGUAGGAGAUACCGGCGGUUCCUCCUUGCCGGGGACGAUCCGACCGGCGGAGGCAUCCCAGCUGCCGACGGACAGAUGGUGCUUGAGUUCUGAGGCCCGGUGAUUCUCUGGCCACAGUCCAGCCCAGCCACUGCCACUUUCCAAGGGACUCAGAACUUCCGAGUUGCCCGCUGUGAUUGCAGGAAGGGAGGAGGGUGGAGGCAGCAGCCAACCACAGCGCCUCUGUAACCGGCCUGUUCUAAGGGGAAUGGAUGGAAAUGCAGGAGCUAACCCCUCUUCUGUUAAAAAAAGAAAAAGAAAACGCAACAAAACAAAGCAGGCAAGGUGGGAAUACCCAAAAGGGGAGGAUGAUCCUUCUUGGCCUGAGGGUGGAGCCCCUGCCUCCCUCCUGUCCUGCAGGAGAGACCACAGGCACGGCCUGACCCCCCGCCCUCAUCCCAGCUCCCUCUGGGCACCUGGGGCCCUUCAUCCCCAUGGCCUCCUGCCUUUCAGCCUUCCCCCAGGGGCCCUGGCCCGUGCCCCUCCGCUGCACAGAGCCCUGGGCCGUCUCUGGAGCCCUGGCUGAGGGGUGACGGGCCCUGCAGAGCCGUGUGUGCCGCCUGCUCUGCAUGGGCUCCUUGCUGCCUCCGUUGGGGGCUGGCAAGGGUCCUCAGAGGGAUCCGGAGACAGGCCACCCUGGAGCUGGAGGGUUCUAGCGGUGGGGCGGGGGGGGUCUUCAGUCUGGCAGAAGACAAAAAGCCUUUUCUGGAUGGGAUCCUGCAGCCCCUGUCCAGCGGUGCUGAGCCCCCAUCCAGACUAGAAGUUCUGCUGCCUCCGAGUGGGCAGCGAUCAGUUCCUUGGUAAUCUUGGGAAGGUGUGGGACUGGGGGGCAUGAAGAAGAGGCUGCCAGCCGGCCUGCAGCCCCGGGCCACAAGGGCGUGCUGGGUGCCCCUUGCCAAGAGUGACAAGGUGAAUGGCCAGGUGAACAAGGGACCUACGGACCUGAUCCAGCACCAGCCACUGCCAGCGGGAGGGCUGGGGGCGCGGCCAGCCCCGCCUCUGAGGCCCCCCCUCCCCCCGCCGGGAGAUGGGGGUGUGCUGACUUGGGGGAAGCCUGGGCGGGUAAGAAGCUCCGGCUGGAACAGGGAGCCCGCCCAGCUGCACAGCAUUGGGGCGUUGAGAGGAGACGCCAGGCCCGCUGGGGCUGGGUGACCACAAGUCACCCUGAGAUAAAGAAGGCCUGGCGCGCCCCACGCAGUGCCCUGGGGAGACCCUGGCCGCCUCCCCGUCCCGCGGAAGUGCGGUUGCCCUUCGGCUCCCCACCAAUCCCCCACAGCCCCCACACAAUAGAGGGGGAACCCCACUCCAUGUGUGUGAGUUUGUUAGUUCUGUCUCUCCUCUUCCGUGUGGGUUUUUUCCUGGAGCUGUUUUGUAGGAAUUGGUGUAAUAAAGACUUGGUGUUCUCUUGGUGCUCUGA